Messenger RNA from Hyaloperonospora brassicae, 786 nucleotides. The record is from the annotation of a GenBank genome assembly. Lineage: Eukaryota; Oomycota; Peronosporomycetes; Peronosporales; Peronosporaceae.
AUGGUCUUCUUCGUGUGCGAAGGCUGCAACGAGACGGUCAAGAAGAACAGGGUGGACUCGCACGCAAGCCGCUGCCGCAACUGCUGGGCCGUGAGCUGCGUGGAUUGCAGCGUCGUGUUCGAGGGCAACGACUACGCUGCGCACACGAGUUGCAUGUCCGAGGCAGAGAAGUACGAAAAGAGUCUGUUCACGGGCGAGAAGCACAAGCAAAAGCGCAGCACGAAACAGACACCACAGGAGCGAUGGGUGGAAAUCGUGCAGUCCACGACGUGCCCAGACGACCGCAGCGUGCAGAACGUCUUGACGCGUCUCGCUGGCGCUGACAACGUGCCUCGGAAGAAGAACAAGUUUAUCAACUUUGUCAUGAACAGCUUGGCACUGCGUGAUUCUUCGACCCUCGUCGAAAAGGUGUGGACUAUGUACGAGACGGCGUUCCUCGCCAGUGCAGCUGGGCAGAACGAAUCGAGCGCUAGCGAUCCAGUGGUACAAGACGAUGGCUGCAAGAAGCGGCUUGCUGAAGUGGCAGCACAGGACGAUACAGUCGUCAAGAAAGCAAAGACCGUCAACAAGCCCAUCAAGUGGAGCAAGUUGGUGACAUGUGCGCUGAAAAGCGCGAACAAGGAGCUGGAGCUGGGAACGCUGAGCGAUGAGGUGCUGCGACAGAUUCGGGACAAGAAGUUAUCGACGAAGAGCGACAAGGAACUGAAGAAGGAAUUGCGAGCUGUUAUCAAGGAGAGCGACAAGGUGGCGCUCGUGCAGGUGGUUCGUCUCAAGCACUGCGUGUGA